CUAAUUUUAUUUUUUUUCCGUUUUGGCAUUUCUGUUAUUAACUAAUUGACUAUGCAUGCAUGUAGUAUAGAAAUUCAUGCGCGAGCACACCAAAGUUUGACGAGCAAAGUAUGACUGUAAAAACUGCACCACUAUACGUAACGCGCGUUACACGCAUGCACAAACUGCGCAGAACGUGCACGCCGACGCCCCGGCCGAGAAUCGCUCAUUACUCGCAAGAUGUCGAAACCGGGCGCACAGCGUUUUCCCGCGUUCCAGUGGCCUGGCAAGGACGCACACCAGCGCGCUAGCGCUGAUAUCGCGCGCAAGACGGCGUCGGACGAUGCGAACCUGGGAGCAGAGACGAGCGGCUGGCCGAAGACGAAGAAUCGCGUGAAAGCGUCGAAGAAAGUGAGAACGAAGCUGGAAGAGAUGGCCAGAGACGUCGAUGAUAAUGAGGGUUGCGGUAGGGGUGAGAGUUUAGCUGCUGGAAGGGAAGAAGAGAGUGAAUUGAAGACAUGGGAUCCAAUGAAAGAGGCAUUUGAAUCGCCCGUAUUCAAUUCGUAUGAGGACAAGUCGGCUCUCGACAUGUCACAGGAUCCGAGGACGCUGGAUUGGGUUCAGAAAAGGAAGGGAUUUUCUCAGGACAACGAUGGAGUUGGCCAAUUGGCAAACUAUCCAACACGUGACGUCUAUCAACUGUAUCUCAAGGACUUGCCAUUGGAAAUGAGUCAUGAAGGAGUGAAGAAGCUGUUCUCCAAGUCUGGUAAAGUGACUGCUUGCAAGCUUCUUCCUAUACAACCCAGUUACCGUGGACGUGCGGGGUUUGUCAGUUUUUUGACUGCACAUGAGGCUGAUCGUGGCAUUCGAGACUUUGAUGGAUUUCCCUUUCCAAACGGAUGCAAACUCAGUGUCUCGUUGUCGAGAAAUUCAUCGGAGUCUCCGCAACAGUUUAGGAGGACAGUUGCUGCGCACUCGGGAAAUGAAGAGAAAGCAAGCAGAGGUACUUUCCAUGCUCCAUUAGGGAAUGCAGUUGCAGCAAGUAGGCAGAUGUCAUCAAAGGCGAACGUUUGCAUUCCUGAAUCUGAUCCGGCUCUAGACAAAAGAAAUAGGAAGCAAGUGACAACUCCAACGAUUGUAGAAGAGCCAACACAAACCGAGUCUGACGACGAAGGUCUUGUAGUCGAUUUUCCAGACACGGACGAUCUGGCAUAUGCCCUAGGAUUGACGAGUCAAACCGAUAAGAGAUCGAGUACAGUUGAAUCUCAUGGCAGAGAGAUCCGUAUUGGAGAUACCGGUCAACUAAGAGUGACGUCUGUGAUCAAUGCUUGUAACUUGCAAGGCAGUUUACACGUCGAAGGCGUAACUGUUUCUCAGAAUAACUUCUGUCUGGAUGGUCUCACAGCAGCAAAGGAAACGGACAAUAAUCAUGGAGGAGUGAUGCUACUUGAGAGACUGACAGUCGGCAAGAACCUGACUGCAACGGUCACGGGAAAGUCAACUGGUGCAUUCCUUGUCAAGAUAGAAGACGUGCAGACAAGGAAGAGUGUCAACGAGAUCGUUGCAGGCAGCCGAUUCGUGUACAGACCAGACGUGCAGCCGAUUGAACCGGAACCGGAGAGAAGAGUAGCUCAGUCUUUGUCUCUCAGCAGCCCUCCACCCCACUUGCUUCCAACUCCGAAUACCAACAGGUAUUAUCACAGACAGAUGGAAGUUGUCAAACUGCCUCAAGGACGACUAUUUCAUGGUGUCAUAUCGUUCAUUGUUAAUCCAACAAUGUACAUUGUUGUGGCUGAAGGAGACAACGACUCUCGAAUGCGUGAGCUGUCCACUCAGCUCACACAGUAUUGCUUGCGUGUUGCUCAACCGAUGACGAGGAUGCCUGACGUGGGUGAGAUGGUGUGCGCCUGUUUUUCCGAAGACAAGUGUUGGUACCGAGCAACAGUACUACGUCACAUUGAUGGCAAAUCGUCGCUUGUGUCUUUCUUUGAUUAUGGUAAUAGAUCGAUAGUUCAGUUGAACGAUAUUCGAGAGAUAUUGCCAGAAUUCCUUCAACUUCCGGCUCAGGCAUUGCAGUGUCUUUUGACGGAGUACAAAGGCACAGGGAUUGGUGGACAGUUUACUGAUAAUGCCGUCGGCUUCUUGAAGAGCUUGAGGAGUUUGAUGGUUGAAUAUGUUCCCGGCUCUAUAAAGUCGAACAUUCACUUCAUCAAGCUGUUCGACUUCACUAAUCCUCAGAAUCCAGUCGACGUUGGUCACAAGAUGGUUCAAUUUAGAUUAGCGGUGCCUUAUCGUCAAGCCUUAACACAAGAGGUACAUGGAAAUCCGAUUGGUUUCGGGCGAGGGUUACCAGCAGUAAGUGUGAUGAACCAACAGACACCGGGUGUGCAGACUGUGGUAAAGACUUCUGAGCUGUUAAUGACACGUUCACCAAGACCAGGAAUGUUGCUAAAUUCGGUGAGCACACAUUCUCUGACAUACCCAACCAUUCCUGGAGACAAGUUUGACAUUAUUAUCACUCAUAUUGCAAGUCCGGGCUUAUUCUGGGCUCAGCUGGCUGAUCGUGCAUUGAUCGAAUCACUCUGCAGUCUCAUGGACAGGAUGGCAGUGGUUUGUAAUGCAUCGUCACGGGUUGCUGGAUUUUUUCCUCCGAUUGGAAGUCUGUGUUGUGCGCGAUACAGCGGUGAUGGUAGUUGGUAUCGAGCUUCGGUGAAUUCUGUGAGCCAUGAAAGUGUGAAUGUCAAAUUCGUUGAUUUUGGAAAUGAUGAAAUCACUAAUGUCAGUGAAGUACGGCCAAUAGAGGAAGAGUACCUGCAGCUGCCAUUGCAGGCUCUCAAGUUUGGGUUACACGGCAGUGGAGGGUUACAGCCGGUUCAACGCACGACUGAUCAAUUUCGAGAGCUGUGUCUUAACAAGAAAUUGCACGUUACUGUUAGAGAACAACUACAGGGAUGUCUCUUAGUGGAUUUGAAUGAUAUGUCACAUGAACCUCCACUGAAUGUGAUAUCGGAGUUGCAUAAACGUGGGAAGGCAGCUGGACAUUCAAUGGGUACAAGGACACCACCGGAACGUCAGUUGUCGGCUCCUGUGUCUAACCCCGUCUCUCCGACCUCAAGCACCAUGCCUUCUAUGUCUAACAGGGGAUCGUCACCGUCUACAUCGGUAUCUCACGUAUCGAGGAAGCGUCAGUCUGUGAUGGCUGAUGAUCUAGAACAAGUUCAUCCACCUAAUACUGAAACGUUUGACAUCAUUGUGACCACGUUCGAGAGCCCAGAGUGUUUCUACGGGCAGGUUGCCAAUCCUGUUGCGAUGAAAAGGUUUGCAGAUGCAUUUUCUUCUGAGUUGAAUGAACAUUAUUCCAAGCGUGGAUCAAGAAUUGACUCACCCGUCAAAGGCGAACUGUGUUGUGCAUAUUUCUCUGAUGAUGAAUCCUUCUACAGAGCUGAAAUAUUGUCGUUCGUUUCUUCAGCAGAAGUCAUGGUGAGAUAUAUUGAUUAUGGAAAUACUGCAGACGUGAAACUGUCAAAUGUGUACGUGUUGGAUGCACAAUUUGUCUCUUUACCGAAACAAGCUAUGGCUUUCAAGCUAUCGGGUGUAGAGGCUCCAUUGCGUGAAUGGAGUCAAAGGACGAUCAAAAUAUGCCAAGAGAAAACAAUAAAUCAGAAGAAAACUUGUCGACAUUCGUAUUCUGUUUCGGGAAAGUUUGAAGUGGAACUGUUUGACAGUCCCUCGUGUGAUCCACCGAGCAUGAAUCAGUGGCUGGUAAAUCAAAAGAUGGCCACGUCCAAUAAUCCCAAAAAUAGAAAACAAGCAGAUCAGCGAAGCGUGUCUGUGGCAUCUGUUCCACGUCCUGCAACAAGUGUGUCUUCAGAAUUGUCAGCAGGUCAAGUCAGUCGGCCUACGGAGUGUCAGACUCUGCCAUCUGAGCAGUUUGUUGCUGUGGUGACUGUGGUAAACAGUCUUGACUCUUUCUACAUUCAAGUCGCUGAUCCUCCCCUUGUGCGUGAGUUAGCUGAUCUCUUGCAGUCAAUGAAUGAUCACUACAGUGGCGUCAGGCAGCGACCCUUUAUUCCUGUUGCUGGAAAGAUGUAUGCUGGGAAAUUUUCGGAAGAUGGACGAUGGUAUAGAGCUUACGUCUCAUCAGUCGAGUAUGAGAAGAGGACGGCAACUGUUGCCUACCCUGACUUUGGAAAUGAAGAAACUGUUCCCUUUACUUCACUUGCUGUGUUAGCUGAUGCAUUCAACGAGUUUCCACUGCAAGCAGUUCAUUGUUGCUUGACUGGAGUUGAGUCACUUGGAACAGAAGCAACUUCGUUAAUGAAACGGGAAGUAAUAGACAAGCAAGUUCUUGUCAAGCGCAGUCUUCAAGAUGUGGAGAAUGGCCGAUAUUCUGUUGAUAUAAUUGACCUUAAUUCCAAACGCUCGGUGAGCUCUCUGCUGGUUCAUGAAGGGUUGGCCAAAAGUACAGACGAAUCAGCUUGUAAGCCACAGCAGAAGGUGGAAAACUACUACUUGUCUGAAGUCGGCCAUGCCCUCAUCCCAGCUGACGGUUACUUCACACUGCUGAUCACUAACGUCGAGAACCCUGGCUGUUUCUGGGGACAAGUGGCUGCUAAAGACACCGCAGAGCAGUUGCAGCAGCUAACUGUGGAUCUGACCGAGUAUUGCCACGAUAUAUUGAAAGAAGACAUAGCAUUCAGUCCUACAAAAGACGAAUUAUGCUGUGCUCUUUUCUCAUCAGAUGACAUGUGGUAUCGAGCUGCUGUGGAGAAUGUUGACGAUGAUGGCACACUGACUGUUCGUUUUGUAGACUUCGGCAAUGCAGAACGAGUCGCUCCCAAUGAAGUCGUGCCCAUACCACGAACAUUCCUCACUUUACCCCUCAUUGCCAUUCAAUGUCAGUUAGCUGGUAUUAAACCAAAGUCUUCCAUCGUAUGGCCAGCAGACGCGACUCAUGGAUUCAAGUUGCUCGUUGAAGAUAGAAAACUGGUAGCCAAGCAAAUCAACGUCUAUGGCUCCGUCUUUUCUGUGGAGCUGUAUGACACUAGUACUGAUGUGGACGUGUUGAUUAACAAGGAACUAGUAGCUGCUGAUCUUGCAGAUCUACUCACUUUGUCACCUGUGACAAAGCAUUGAUUUUUAAUUACUGUUAUGUGUUGAGUUCUGUUUGAUGAGAGUUAAUUCUGUUUGAGGCACGUGAUGAUGGUGAUAGGAUGUGAUGGCAACACUCAGUGGCUAUAUUCACUAAGCAAAACGUGCAAUAAAAGAUGUUUGAAUUAUGUUUUUCAAGCAGAGCAAA
This is a messenger RNA of Corticium candelabrum, 5278 nucleotides long. Its product is annotated as tudor domain-containing protein 1-like. Bases 220 to 5115 code for a protein of 1631 amino acids. The transcript is spliced from 7 exons. The record is from RefSeq and is a predicted model, not a curated record. Gene Ontology annotation, molecular function: RNA binding. NCBI's taxonomy places the organism in Eukaryota, Metazoa, Porifera, Homoscleromorpha, Homosclerophorida, Plakinidae.